Messenger RNA from Spirometra erinaceieuropaei, 10252 nucleotides. The record is from the annotation of a GenBank genome assembly. Lineage: Eukaryota; Metazoa; Platyhelminthes; Cestoda; Diphyllobothriidea; Diphyllobothriidae.
AUGAUCAUCACCUCGGCCCACAAUGUCAACGGCGUCAAAGUAAGUAGGCAUUCAUUGCAUGCCGCAGAUACUUGGGGACAUUUACUUUGCCCUUAUCACUAUCCUCUUCAGUGAAAAAACGACUACAGGAUGCCCCUUGCAUGGUUAGGAACUACGCUUUUCCCGAUCCGGACUGCAUAUUUGUAUCCGGCUGCAGGAUUACGAUGUAAAACAGUGACUUUGCUUUCAGGUUCAAAAGACAUAUUUUAGCGAAUUGGUCUUCUAUGUGCCCAUUGUAAUUUAAACUUACUCUUACACUUUUUACAAAAAUUUUCUUAAGUCUCCUUUUAGGAAGCGGUGAGUGUGUUGAUAAGAAAAACCUAUUGGUACUCAGGUUGUGAUGUACCAAGAUGGACUUUUCUUUCUUUACCACUAGAACUUUAAGUAUGAAAGCGGGUUUGUAAUUUCGCUGUCGUGGUACACUCGUCAAAUAAAUGUAUGUUGGUGUGCACAUUAAGUAAGACGAGUAAACCAAAAGUUACUCAGAAACAUAAGAUGUCAUCAAUGGAGCUAAUCGGAAGACCCUGGCGAGAGUAGCGAAAUUCUGUCAGUUUAUCAUCCGCUUCGCUGCUGGCUGUUUCUGCCAUUCUGUAGCGAAUUUGCACACAGCUGCGUUUGUGACAUAACGUGUGUUUACCAUGGUAGCUCAGGAUUUGGCGUUUUUCUAUGCACCUGUUGCGUUUUCGACAGACAAAAACUUCCAAGAACAGCAGUAAGUUGUGGCCUUCCGUUUACACAGUUUCUUGGAUGUCGAAAAAACCGAAUUCACCGUUGUUUGAUGACCACGAAAGCAUCUUCAAUGUAUCAAUUCCAAAACUUUGGUCUGGGAAUUGUGAAUUCCAGGCAGUCUAGGUUUGGCGAACUUCCUCAGCGAUGAAGCCCAAAAGAGGCGAUCCCAUUGGCAUUCCCCUAGUUUGUUCGUACAUGGUUCUCUCCAAGGCGAAGUACGUCCUCAGAAUUUCAGACCAGAUGCCUCUACCUAAUCGACCCCCCUCUCGAGUAAUUCACUUACCGUCCGUGGAACUUGAUGUGACUGCAUUUGUUGUUUUGAAGGCCAGUCGUAUAUAUACACUGAAGUACACCUCAAGUCUUACGACACGGACGCCUUUUUACCCGCUUUACUUGAACUUUUGGACCUUUUUCUGGGAAAGAACUUCUCAUUUGAACAUGAAUACUACAAACGGAUGAAAGGAGCCCCCAUAGGAUAACCUAUCUUCGGUUCUCUUCCUGAAAUCACGGCGCAAAAUUUGGAAACCACGGCACUUCCUUCAGUUAAUCACUAAUUUUGGGUACAUAAUAUGAAUGACAAUUAUAUUGUCGUCAAAAGGUGUCACACGGAACUGCUCCACAGUGUUAUUAACUGAAAACUAGCAGGAAUCUGAUUUAGACUCGAAACAGAGGUUGACAGCAAACUCCAUUUCCUUGACGUCCUCGUACAGCGAAUAACCGACGGGACAUUUCACGCAUCAGUUUACCGCACAGAAACGCAUACGGACGUUGUUGUGCAUUACAAUAACAUUAGCCAUUUUACUCACAAACGCAGCACUGUUACAAGCCUACGAGAUCGAGCAAAAACACGCUACCCAAACGGCAAUAAUUACAAGAUAGAACUUAUUUAUUUGUUCAGACUCUUCUCCCAAAAUUGGUACUCUAGAGACUUUGUACGGCGGUGCAUGAGACAACAGGAAUUAAAAGAAAAAACUAGUCUGCCCCGAGCAAGCGUCCGAACAGGAAACAUCGAGAAUGCCUCCGUUGACUAAAACAGUGUCAAAACUCGUUGAACGCACCUGAGGAAACAUCAAUUACAAGUGGCGCAAAAACCCACAGCCACAUUACGCAACCAGCUCGUACACACCAGGGAUAGGAUAAGCCAUUUAGAUAAGAAAGAGGUCGUUUACAAGGUCCCGUGUGACACCUGCGUUGCAAUGUACUGCAGUCAAACUAGAAAGGCGGUCUACACAAGCAUACACAACAUCGACGGGACGCCAACAGACGAGGCUUAUUAUCCUCAGCUACCGUUAACGCACUAGAAGCUGUCCAUAAGUUUGCUAGUGACAAGACUCACAUUCGCAGAUCUGCGAAUGUCUCUGAUGAUGGAUUCGAGUGAGAAUCCGAAAAGUCAGCCAAUAAAUUUCUUGUUCCAGUCCUAACAUCUUCGUCUUCAAAACGCACAUUGUUUGUGUCUGCCCUCUAUAUUUGACCUCGGAAAAGUAAACGCGAGACCUCGCACACUUUUAGACCCCAGUUCGUUAAUCAUAAAAUGUAACCUAAUUAAACUGAUGUAAAAGUAGCUGAUGCCCAAUUUCAGGUUCGCGGAUUCAAAGAGGAUAAGAAAUGGCGCAUGAUAUUUUUCUAUAAUUUACUUUCUACCACUUAUGUAGAUUUGGUGAGGAGAAACAGAACAUUUGCAUCGCCCGCCUGUGAAAGUUUAAUAAAUAACGAACCUCCGUGACGAUCAAGAAGGUAAUACUGCAUCGCUUGUGACGCAAAAAACAAAUCUUUCACACAAAAGAAAGCACUGUGCAUACGUUUUUGAUAACAAAUCCUGCAAAAAGCAUCUUUAAAGGCUUUCCGAACACAAAAACAAAUUUGCGAAAAUAGUAAAAAAGUCAAGUGGAGCAAUGAAUUAUUUAUUUGAAGUUACACAAUGAUUUAAUUUCUGUGCACCGGGUAACCGUCCACUGGUUUUUAUAGCAUGCGCAUAAAAAACGACGCACAAUUGCCGAAUCCACAGUUAACACCUGAAAUUUGCAAAAGAAGAACAUUCUGAAUGUGGUCUAUGUGCAGCACACGUUGUGGAACAUUUGACUAGUUUCCCUAUCUGAGAUAACAGUUCAUCUACUGGAGAAUUCGUUUACCUCUCAACCACUGGAUAGCUGACUCAAUGUCAAGGCAAAGAAAAUAAACAGGAAUCGCUUAUUUCAGGCAUUCUUAAAAAAACCAUGCAGUCUUAUAAUUUAAAUAGUUAACCUAUUUGCAAAAACUUCACUAAAGAAGUAGUCUGCUCGGAGAAUUUCAACCCUAUACCGAGUCAUACGAAGGCAGCUUAAAAGUAACAUAAUUCGGAUUUCGGUCUAAAUUCCUCGUAUUAUCGUCAAGAAAUUUACCAUACACCUAACAUUAUACGUCGCUUUAUGGUUGACUAGGGAUUUAACGUAAGAACAGCAAUUUAGAGAAAUAGGCGUAUCGAGAAAUAAUUCAAAUUAGAGAAGCAUGUAUAAAAAGAGAAUAGGUAACGAUAUUUAACAGUCAUAAUUGACAAAUAUUUGGGGACACAAUUUGAGUGUACUCAAAAACCGGAUGCUGUACUUACCAUCGCUUAUGUCACAACUAUGUGAAGGGCGUUUGGAAAAAACGUAGGAUAGGACGCUGUCCCGCUCAAACUCCUCGUCUAUAUUUUCGAACUGAACUUGUGCUCGGGUCCGUGGUUGCGUUCUGUGACCAAAUUUUACUUUUGGGAGCAAGGUGAGGGUAUUGUUUGCUUCGUAUUUGAGCUGCAGGAUGGCUUGCACAUCGUCCGCCCUUCGGCCAUUCUGCCGGCCGACAUCGUCAGUCAGCUACGUAAUACAAAAUGCAGUUUGAGCAAUCGAUGUAUGCAAUGAGAAUGUAUUUGCCUAACCGAAAGCAAAACAAGCCGCUUCCAUAUAAUAUUGACAUUCCAUUAUGUUAAUUCUUGUAAGGUCUUUUCUAAGCUAUAUAUGCCAGUAAUGUUCUGAAGUAUGAUUAUUAAAAAUAUAAUCCUGAUGUUAAAAAUUUGUCUCUGAAAAAGCAACCGAGUAACCCACGGCUGAGACAGUACAGACAGAGUGGCGUACACCGCCUAUUACAAUCAUCAGCCCUACUAUGUUAAGAAAAGAAACGCCCAAAGUUUAAAAACAUUUGGGCGGUCUUAAGUGAAAAAAAUAUCUGUAGCUCGGAAAAUAAUGUUUCGAUAUUUAGUAGGUCAUAUUGUCCAAGAUGCUUCAUCGCGUUAAAUGGCCAGAAACUUCUCGCCUUCCAAAUAAACGUCCGAAAGUACCUUUGAUAAACUACAUAUUUGACAGCCUUAAAUGCUCUCAGCGACGGAACAUGAAACUUGUUUUGUUCAAUUUGCUAUAUCUUACCCCACAAUGAUAGAGGACGACUACUGAAGCCACAUCCAAUUCGCAGGUUAUCAGACCAAAUGGACGCUUGUCGUUGGCAGCGGUGCAAACACCAUUCGCUCCGAAUUGUAGAAGGUCUACUUUCAGCGUGCACCUCACAUUUGUCCUCCUGUGGAAAGUUUGGAAAGUGUGAGGUGGGUGUGACAGAAGAUGUUGGGCAUUGAGCGGAGAUAGGGCAUCCAGGUAUGCCGGACAUCGAUUUUCAGCUAUAAUCAUAAAGUCGGAGUGUUGGGAACAUGGAAAGUGAGUCAUUUACCUGUGAAAAAGGCUGAUGCGAAAAUGUUCAGAUAAAAAAGAGCUAAUGCGUAAUACAUCUUGUUGAUGCGUGAAGUGCACUCAAGUGCUGCAAACAUUGCACGAAUGACUUAAAUAUGCCUCCAAAAUGCAGGUAAUUGGUCGAUGUCUAAACCAACAGAACGCAUAGGUGUCAGCACACACUGAGUUGCCUACGUUGCAGCCCCCCUAUCCAAGAAAAUGGUUACUUACAAUCUCUUUUCAGAUUUCGGGGCAGUAGCUUUAGGAGUGCAUUGAAUAUUUCAAGUAGCUUUGCAGGUAUAUGCAAAGCCAAAGUAAUACUACUAACCCUAACAAACAUUCACCCUCAGGAUUUGAAUUACGUAUUGCGCGCCAAUAUUUGCGCUCUAGUCUCCAAUCUGGUACGGAAUCGAAGAAUACGUCCUAACGCGGACAAACACGGAGUUCUUUUAGCACAUGAGCUUGAAUGCUGUUCUGGUCGUAUAUCAAAAUAACCUUACGUGCAAGCGAUAAUGUGACACACAUUACUCCUACUUAAAUGCAAAAGGACAUAUGCAAAAUUGGCACGCUGUUCAUCGGACGUAAUCUGCUAACUAUAAGAUACAUUUGUGUCACCGUUAUAAAAGUGAAUACACAAAUAGUCUGAAUCGUUUGAAUUAGUUUCUUUCGAGCAGGUACUUGUGGUGAAUUCCAGUAGCCGUUAAGGGCUAACAUCGCAAUGAUUUCACUGAAAAGAAUAUAGUGAAAUAGAGAGCAUAAAAUGCUGUAUAUUUGGUGACGGGUUCUGCAGCGAACAGUCAAGAUGAUGACCAAAAGUAUUUUGUCCUGCACUCAAUGCUAGUGCAUAUGUAGAGUCAGUUAACCUCAUUGGGAUGUUAAGGCCAUUUAGAGGUAGCCUUUCUAAACGGGUUCAAUUCCGUUAUAUGCAUCGCAUUGAAAAUUAUCGUCGAAGAAAUCUCCUUACUUAUAUGUACUAUUCUGUCUUGUUAUGUCCCAGACACCACUGUACGGUGUUCUGGCGUGUAAUUUUAUUUCCCAGCGGUAUUCGAAUUCUGCAAGAUGAGAAAGCAUGCUAUUUACAGUCAGCGAAACAGUCACUAUGUGCUCAGCUUUUUGAGUUGGUUUAUUUUGUCAGCGAAAAACUUCAUGCGGUGUUAGUAAAAAUCCCUAAUUGUUAAGCUAAUGGUUACUUGGGAGGAUACAAAUGCAGUGCACGAACUAUUUGAUAAAAUGUGUUUUCGAUAGUCAUGUUUGGUUCUGAUAGGGAUUAUGAUAUUUACUAUCGUGCUGCCUAAUCCACUCAUACCAAGAGACUGUUCUUUAGACAAACUUCGUCCCUGCCGCCAUUAAAAAGCACAUUCGUCCAUACAUGGAAGAUAAUACUUUUUUCGGCCAAAUAGGUGUAAAUAUUUUGCAGGAUAAGAAACAAUCGUGAGAAAAAUUCAUAAUGCAUAAAUAAUUAUUUUUUACUGACUUGGAAUUUAGCGAGUAAACGGACAGAAACGUAUUCCAAAUUCGGCAUCAUGGCGGGAUGAAUGUUUCAGGAUUAUGAAGUUUAAAAUUACUAUAGCAGUCUCGUUUAUGCGAUCCUUUCUGAUAAAAACAAAGUUAGAUUUCUGGCCGAAAUUUAAUGAGAGAGAUCACUGACUGUAUUUGCAAAAUGAACGUCGUAUGGACUUUCAGAUGUUAUUAUGGGGGGACAUGACAUCGCCGGGUUUUCCUGUUUCAUAAAUAAAAGGGUAUCUUUUUGUGUGGUCAUGCAUUCAAAUAUCUUAACGUGUAGCCUUCUCAAUAUGAACUGCAAACUUUUUAAUUACUGCUUAUUUACGAUAACUUGGUCAUACUAAUGUUGUCUUUAGAGGGAAUAAACAAUAAAAGUUUGUGAUUCGAUUCUUCACUUUACAGUUUGCUGAUAAACAAGCUGUAGUAAUAAGUGCGGCGGAAUAAGUCGCACAAAUGAUAUGGAAAAGCUGUAAAACGCCACAUAUUGGUUCGUCUGCUGUCGUCAGCUUGAGCAAGGCGACGCUUUUCAUGUAUAAGUCUAAACAGUUUGCAAGACCAUGUGGAGGGAUUUGCGAGCGUAACUUACUGUCGUCACCAAAACCUGCUCCUUGAACUACAGAAAUCGAAAAAGUUGUAGUCCCGGUCCCAGUAAAGGACUGUAAGUGUUUUCCUUAUUAUUAUUAUUAUCAUCAUCAUCAUCAUUGCCGGAGUGCAGCAAUUUAGGUUGUCUUUCACGGGAGUGGAGAAUGCACGCUGUCUGAGAUAAUGCCGAUGGAAAUUCCGUUACCUCUUCAGUUAAUUUAGCCCCUCUUCUUGUGAUUGGAAUCGCCUCAGACUGCAGUCAGACGGACAUCUGCACAUUGCUUUCCUUACCAUUUUCUAACGUGACCUCUUUAUUUAAUUUAGUAACUGUUGUAAGUGGAAUCGUCCCAAACUCCGGGUUAACGGAUAUUUGUAUAUUAAAACACACUGAGGUCUAACAAAAGCAACGUUUUACAUUUGUAGUUUUGAUGUCAACGUUUUACUCAUGUGCAGCUUUAGGUGUGCUGCAACAUCUCGGUCUGAAUCCACAUAACUUUAGAUUUUCGCUGCUGACUUAAUUAAUCUGGGAGAGGGCAAAAUGAGGAACUAGCAUUGGCCAGCACAACAGUCGAACUUGUCCUCAAUUGAUACAAAUCCAGUAACUUGCAUUCUUGGUCGCAGUGGAGUACACUAGGUGUUUUCAGUAUUGUUCAUUCUAAAGUGCAGCACAUUAAGGCCUCUUUCACGCGGCUGGACACAGUAUUCCGCCCGACGUGAUGCAAACACACAUUAAUGCGAGCUCUUCAGUUAUUUUACCCAGAGCUUCAAAUCGAAUUCCCAGACUGCAGUCAAACGAAUACCUGCACAUUAAAACAUUCUGAGAUUUAACCAAGCCUCCACAACUUAAUUUCCCAUUUGAGGCAUUGAUGCCAGAUCUUCGCUCAUUGGCAUCUUUGUGUGUAUUGCAGACUCACGGUUUUAAUCCAUAUAACUUUACAUUUCCCCUACCGAGCUAACCGUUUUAAAGAAGUACUCAAUGUCAAUUAGAAUUAGCUAACGAAACAGUCGAAAUUUUCCUCGGCUGAUCCAGUUAGAUGUGACUGAUAUAUAUACGUAUUUCAACAUAAUUCUGCACGUGAAUGUGGCGUGGGAGUAGAUUCUGCGAGCGAGAAAUGCCAGACAGAAAGUUCACAAAGGAUCCGCCGCAUAGUUUUGUGCGGUCGCGUCGUAAUGCAAUGGCUGAAUUAAUUGAUAUAGUUGCGUGGGAGUUUUCCAUACUAACCAAACAAAUAGAACUCGGAAGACUUGACCCAUUCAAAUGAAGUGUUCCUAUAGUGCUUUCAAUGAAAUUAGGUAAAAAUUUAAACCAACUGAAUGCCAUUCAAGAGGUUUGCCCCACUGACUUAUCAAAUUUGGCGGUCCACAUAAGAAGAAUUAGAAUUCGCUAACACAGCAGUUUAAAUUAAACUCGGCUGAUCAUAAUUACAUGAUUGUGGUGUGAGAACGGAUUCCAUGAGCAACAAAGGCCAGACAGACAGUCAACAAAAAAUUCGUCGCAUAACUUAUGUGUGGUCACAUCGCAAAUGGCAGAACGUUACUUAAUAUAGUUGGAUUGGAGGUUUCCAUGCGAAAAAAACAAAUAAAACCCGGAGAGCGUAAGCCCCUCAAAUGAAGACCUUCUACAGUGCUUUCCAGAAGUAAAGUGAAGAUUUAAGCCAAAUGAAUUCUAUUCAAGAAGUCAAAAAUUUCAUUCGGGCAAAACAAGCCGCAUUGUAAGUUAGUCAGAAAAAUGAUAAAGUUGGCGUAACCGAUGUAAAAACGUACUUUAAAUAAUUUUACACGUAAAUGUUGCGUGGGAGUAGGCAAUGGGAGCAUCAAAGGUCAGACAUAAAGUCUACAAAUCCCCCCCACUGCAUAAUUUGUGUGCCGUCACAUCGAUAACUAUUAUGGAACGUCAGAAUUAAUUAAAAUCGUUUGGUCGGGGCUUUCCUCACAAAGCGGUAAACAGAACCCGAAAGGCGUGAGUCAUCUAAAUGAAGUAUUCCUAUACUGCUGAUAAUGAAAAUUUAAACCAAAUGAAUGCCGCUCAAGAGGACAAAAAAUUCAUCCAAACAAGUCAAGCCAAUUGUAACUUAAUUAGAAAAUAAUAUAGUUUACUGAAUGUUCAAAGUACUAGGUAAGGAUGCAGACAUGACAUGGGUAUGACUGGCUGGCGCAGGCUAAUAGGCCAGAAAUGGCCAUCCCAGUCUCCCUUGUCUUUAUGGGUAGUAAUAUUCUGUCCAUGGGAUGUUUCGAUGUGCAGCUGCUGGUUGGGCUCCAGAGAGUCCGAAAGGAAUGAAUUCCGUAAGAAUGUUCGGUGAGCGUCCCUUUAGCUUUGGAUAUCCCGAUCGUAACCGACCCAAAGGUGCCGUGUUCGAAUCUCAAGUGAUCCACAUUUGGGGUUGGGUAUGAAUUGUGAUGACCGUUAAUAAACCAGAAAUGGCCAUUCCGGUCUCCCUUAUUUUUGUUAGUAUCACCUGAUCUACUUAUAUAUAUAUAGAAAUGAGGCAUUGGCGGCAAAAGCCACAGAUGCAUCCAUGGCGCGUUUCAACGGCCUGCCAAAAGUUCAUAAGACAGGAGUCCCGCUACGCCCCAUAGUCUCCCUACGCGGCACUCUGACCUUUGGACUCUCAAAAUGGCUUUACUAACAGUUUCGUUUCCUCACCGAGGGCUCGGAAUGGACGGUGAAGUCGGCUGAAGAAUUCCUGAAAAGCAUCAGAAACCUAGAAAUAGAACCAGAUGAGAUGAUGGUAUCGUUUGACGUGGUCGCAUUAUUCACGUCCAUUCCAACCGGCCUCGCCAUCAGCACAAUUGACGAACUUCUUCAGGAAAAGUAUGAUGACGUUGACCAACAACUUAAGCGAACGCACAUUACUGAACUCUUGGAAUUGUGCCUCAGGACUUUCUUCACUUUUGGCGACCGGGUUUACGAGCAGAUGAAGGGAACACCGAUGGGAUCCCCCCUGUCUGGGUUGAUUGCUGAGGCCGUUUUGCAGAGGCUAGAACGACUAGUCUUCCGUUCGUACUCCCCAAAAUUCUGGGCCAGAUAUGUCGACGACACAUUUGUCGUAAUCAAGAUGAACGACGUUCAGAACUUCAAGGUCCUACUGAACUCAACAUUCCCCGACAUCCAAUUUACAAUGGAAGGGGAGAACAACAGCCAAUUGCCCUCCCUCGACGUGAAUGUUGCAAGGACGGUUCGUGGGAGCAUAAGAACUACGGUGUACCGUAAGGCGACGAAUACCAGACGCAUCCUCCAAUUCCGAAGUAACCAUCCUAUUGGUCACAAGCGAAGUUGUGUGAGAACUCUCUUCCAACGAGUUCAAACACAAUGUAGCGACGACGACGGGAAAAAGGAGGAGACAAAAUACCUACAUGCUUUAUUCACAGCCAAUGGUUACCCACGAUCCUUCAUACGUGAGUGCCGACGAAAGACUACCCGUCAGCGAUCAGACGGUGAGAAGCCGAAGUUUUGGCUGGCGAUCCCCUACGUGAAGAAUGUUUCCGAGGCGACAGCUAGAAUCCUAAACCCUUUUGGGAUUGAGGUGGCCCAUAAACCGGAAUCCACCAUCAGACAGCAGAUAAUGAGACCCAAAGACCCGCUACCGGCAACGGAACAAUCAGCAGUGGUCUACAGCAUACCGUGCCAAAAUUGCAAUGCACGGUAUGUUGGUGAAACGGGGAAACGCCUCUGCACAAGGGUCAAGUUACCCGCCCAACCCACCGCAACGUCUGGAAUCCACCAAAUCUGA